Molecule: messenger RNA, 3813 nt
Organism: Balaenoptera ricei (Rice's whale)
Lineage: Eukaryota; Metazoa; Chordata; Mammalia; Artiodactyla; Balaenopteridae
Gene: IRS4
Product: insulin receptor substrate 4
Exons: 1
Coding region: 1-3813 (1270 amino acids)
Biological process (GO): insulin receptor signaling pathway
Cellular component (GO): cytosol; plasma membrane
Molecular function (GO): phosphatidylinositol 3-kinase binding; insulin receptor binding
Source: RefSeq, a predicted model, not a curated record
AUGGCGAGUUGCUCCUUCGCUCGCGACCAAGCGACAAGGAGACGGCGAGCUGCAGCAGCGGCAAGAGCGGCAGCUGUAGCUGAGGUGGCGACCACCCCACUUCUUUCCUCGGGAACCCCGACCGCACUCAUUGGGACCGGGUCGUCUUGUCCGGGAGCCAUGUGGCUCUCCACGGCCACUGGCUCCCGGUCAGACUCCGAGUCCGAUGAGGAGGACCUCCCCAUCGGGGACGAAGUCUGCAAACGCGGCUACCUGCGGAAGCAGAAGCAUGGCCACAGGCGCUACUUCGUGCUCAAACUGGAGACCGCCGACGCCCCAGCUCGGCUGGAAUACUACGAAAAUGCCAGGAAGUUCCGGCACAGUGUCCGCGCCGCGGCGGCUGCAGCAGCGGCGGCUGCCUCUGGCGCCGCGGUCCCCGCGCUCAUCCCACCGCGGCGCGUUAUCACCCUGUACCAGUGCUUCUCGGUGAGCCAGCGAGCCGACGCGAGGUACCGACACCUCAUCGCUCUUUUCACCCAGGACGAGUACUUCGCGAUGGUGGCCGAGAACGAGUCGGAGCAAGAGAGCUGGUACUUGCUGCUCAGCCGCCUCAUCCUCGAGAGCAAGCGCCGCCGCUGCGGCACGCCCGGCGCGCAGCCGGAUGGAGAGCCAGCCGCACUGGCGGCUGCAGCGGCGGCGGAGCCACCCUUCUACAAAGAUGUGUGGCAGGUAAUAGUCAAACCCAGGGGGCUGGGGCACAGAAAAGAGCUGAGCGGCGUGUUCCGGCUCUGUCUUACCGACGAGGAGGUUGUGUUUGUGAGGCUAAAUACCGAAGUGGCCAGCGUGGUCGUCCAGCUCCUGAGCAUCCGGCGCUGCGGGCACUCGGAGCAGUAUUUCUUCUUGGAAGUCGGCAGGUCCACCGUCAUCGGUCCGGGGGAGCUCUGGAUGCAGGUCGAUGACUGUGUGGUGGCCCAAAACAUGCACGAGCUGUUUUUGGAGAAGAUGAGAGCCUUGUGUGCAGACGAAUACAGAGCCCGCUGCCGCAGCUACAGCAUCAGUAUCGGCGCCCACCUGUUAACCCUGCUGUCCACUAGGAGGCACCUGGACAUGCUGCCGCUCGAGCCCGGCGGCUGGCUCAGAAGGUCCCGCUUUGAGCAGUUUUGCCACCUCAGGGCCAUCGGUGACGGGGAAGACGAGAUGCUCCUCGCCAGGCGCUACAUAACACCCAGUGAGCCUGUGCCCACCUCCAGGCGAGGAAGACUGCACCUGCCCAGAGCGCGGAGAUCCAGGAGAGCGAUUUCAGUGCCAGCCAGCUUUUUUCGCCGCGUAGCACCCAGCCCCGUGCGUGGCCCGCACCCUGCAGAAGCCCCCAACGAGGGAGCUUGCCUGUCUUCUGAAGCACCUGGUUCCGGCUCUGGCAACUCUGGGGAAGAAGGCAACCCUCAGGGCAAAGAGGAUCAGGAAGGAAACGGAGGCGACUAUAUGCCCAUGAACAACUGGGGCUCCGGAAACAGCCGGGGCUCCGGAGGUGGCCAGGGCUCAAGUGGCCAAGGCUCCAGUAGCCAGAGCUCUGGAGGAAGCCAGUGCUCGGGCAGGGGGCACGGCUCCGGAGGUGGCCAGGGCUCAAGUGGCAGCCAGGGCUCAAGUGGCCAGGGCUCCGGGGGCCAGGGUGCAGGAGGAAACCAGUGCUCAGGAGAUGGCCAGGGCACCUCAGGUGGGCAUGGCUCAGGCAGUGGCCAGGGAGCUGGAGGUGGGCACGGCUCAGGCCGUGGCCAAGGACCCGGAGAUGGCCAUGGCUCAGGCAGGGGCAAGAACUCUGGAGGGGGCAAAGGCUCAGGAAGUGGGAAAGGCUCCGAAGGCAAUGGUGAUCAUGGGAAAUCUCUGAAGAAAAGAUCCUACUUUGGCAGAUUAACUCAAAGCAAGCAACAGCAAAUGCCACCACCUCCACCACCUCCACCUCCACCCCCGCCAGCUGCAGCAACUGGUGGAAAAGGAAAGUCUGGGGGAAGGUUCCGACUUUAUUUUUGUGCUGACAGAGGAGCCACAAAAGAACCCACAGAAGCCAAAGAAGUUAAAGACACAGAGACCCCAGAAGGUGCAGCUCGGGGUCCCCACAGAGCCAGAGCUUUUGAUGAAGAUGAGGAUGACCCAUACGUGCCAAUGAGGCCAGGGGGGGCUGCCCCUCUCUCAAGCUCCAGUGAUUACAUGCCAAUGGCUCCUCAAACUGUCUCUGUGUCAAAAAAGCGCCACUCUCGAUCACCUUUCGAAGAUUCAAGAGGGUACAUGAUGAUGUUUCCCAGAGUGAGCCCACCACCUGCACCAAGUCCUCCAAAAGCACCUGAUCCUGACAAAGAGGAUGACUCAAAGGACAAUGACAGUGACAGUGACUACAUGUUUAUGGCUCCUGGAGCUGGCGCAAUUCCAAAAAACCCCAGAAAUCCUCAGGGAGGCUCUUCCUCCAAAAGUUGGAGCUCCUACUUCUCUCUGCCACAUGCUUUUCGGAGCUCCCCGUUGGGGCAGAGUGACCACAGUGAGUAUGUACCAAUGUUACCUGGAAAAUUCCUGGGGAAGGGCCUAGACAAAGAAGCCUCAUCUAACAGAGGCCCCAAAGAUGUAACUUCAAAGCCUUCAGUUGAGGGGUCAUUCUCAAAGCCUAGAGAUGAGGGAUCACCUUCCAAGCGUUCAGGGGAUGCGCCCCCCAAGAACAAGACUAAGAGACCUAAUCGACUUUCUUUUAUUACAAAAGGAAAUAAAAUCAAGCCAAAACCACAAAAGCCCACACAUGAGCGGAAAGAAGCCGACAGCGCUCGUGGCUACAUCAACAUUGACUUCCCUAAAAGAGGUAGCAAUAUGCCAGCUCCCUGUAUUCAGAGACUGCCAGGUUUGUGGGGCAUAAUUGCCGACCCCAGACAGUUCGCCUUUUCGAAUUACGUGAAUGUUGAGUUCGGAGUGCCAUUUCCAAAUCCAGCAAACGACCUCUCAGAUCUUUUAAGAGCUAUUCCAGGUGCCAACCCCUUCUCUCUGGACGGUGCUAGGUGGCCACUUCCGCCUCUUCCUCCCAGUGCUACAGGUAACAGUGCUAAUGAGGAAGAAGGCGACUACAUUGAAGUGAUUUUCAACCCAGCAAUGACCCCGGCCGUGCCUUUUUCUGACAGUGCCAUUCGCUACGAUGCUGAAACGGGGCGCAUCUACGUGGUCGACCCAUUUUCUGAGUGCUGUAUGGACAUUUCUCUCUCCCCCAGCCGCUGCUCUGAACCACCACCUGUAGGGAGGCUGCUGCUGGAAGAAGAGCUCGAGAGUAGACGCCCACAAAGCCGUUCGCAAAGUUUCUUUGCAGCUGCCAGAGCCGCCGUCUCUGCUUUCCCGACCGACAGCCUCGAGAGAGACCUCUCCGCCUCUUUAGCCGCGGCCGCGGCAGCCGCGCCAACCUUAGCCGUGAGCCGGGCUUUAGCCGCCGCCUCCGCCCUGGUCGCUGCCCCGGGCAUCGGCGCAGCCGCCGCGGACCUCGAGGCCGCCGCGGGAUCUGACUCCGCCUCCGUCCGCUGGUUCCAACCUGCUGCUAAUGCUGCUGGUGCCGAAGCGGUAAGAGGCGCCCAAGACGUUGCGGGUGGCUCGAACCCCAGAGCGCAGAACCCAUCGGCAGACCUUGCCGGAGGUAACAACAGAGCCGGCGGGGCUGCCGCUGCAGCCGCCGCUCCCCCUCCAUCACCUGGCCGCGGCCGGGCGCCGAGACCCCCGGAGCAAGAAGAUUCUGACGACGACGACACGUACGUGAGAAUGGACUUUGCCAGACCUGACAACGAGAAGUUCGACUCUCCCCAAAGAGGUUGGUAA